CACACCCUCCCUCCCUCCCUCUCCUAAUUCACAACCAGCAAAUCAGAGUUUGCAGCUGUCGGAUUCUCUUUCUCUCUCUCUCUCUCUCUCUCUCUCACACACACACACACACACACAACCAACUUCUCCAUUUCAAACUACCCAUCAAAUAUUUGACAGCAAUACAACCAACAAAAGCAAACAUUUUAAACCAAUCCAAAACCCUUUUAAUUUUCCAUGUGUAUUCAAUGAUUUUCUUCCUGUAAAAAUUGAAAAUAUGGAAUAAAUAUUUGGAGGUGGAGACACAUAUAGAGCUAGCAGAGGAGCACAGAAGAUCAACAAAAAUAUGAGAAGCAGAAGCUGUGAGAUUUUGAUUGUUUAGAUGCCAUGGCGCAUUCACAUUAUCGAUCGCAGUUCGGGGACACAACGUUUACAAAAGUGUUUGUCGGAGGGUUAGCUUGGGAGACACCAACUGAUGAAAUGCGCAGAUAUUUUGAGCAGUUUGGGGAGAUUCUUGAAGCGGUUAUUAUUGACGACAAAAAUACUAGAAAAUCUAAAGGCUACGGAUUCGUGACAUUUCGUGAUCCUGAAUCCACAAGGAGGGCUUGCACUAAUCCAAACCCGGUAAUCGGCGGAAGAAGAGCAAAUUGUAACAUUGCUUCACUGGGACGUCCACGACCUUCUCCCCCGAGAGGAAGAAACCAAGGCGCCACUCCAUACCCGGGGAAUGCACAACAGGCUACACAGUCCUACGGCAGAGUGCCCCCUUUACCGCCACCACUACCGCCAUCGGCUCCUAUAAUAUAUCCAUCUUACAGCUACCCAACCUACACUCCUGCAGAUUAUGGGUACCAUCAACAUGCUAUGUACAACCCACAAGUGCAUCAACAACCUCAGUACUACCCUCAAGUGUAUGGAUCAUCACCAUCUUCACCAAUGGGCACUCCAUAUUACUAUCAUGGCUAUUCUUUUCAAUCUCCAAGUCCAAGGGGAACAUUUUCUUCACCCCAGGCGCAUCGUAUGCUCGCCCCCUCCUAUCUCUACUAUCCUACGCACAACAUGGAGCCCUCCUCCAGCUCCUAUCCUAAUCCUCCACUCCUACAACCACCCGCCACCUCAAGGCAUAAUCCUCCUAAUGUUACCUUUCCUUCACCUGAUUCGCGGAAUCCACAACAUGCCUCAACAGAAACAGAACCUGGAGUUGUUACUUCAGAAUGCACUCCAGAUGCCUAAAAGGACUCGUUGAUAAAUACAUGAUCUGAUGAAAAACAUUCAAUUGUAUAAACUUUAUGAUUAAAAUUUAUUAUGUUCCUUAUCACUCGAUCCUUACGUUCUGCUGUCAGUCAUUCGUAAGAUUCUUUUUGGGUUGAAAUCUGUAACAUUAGGUGACUACUGCUUCAAGAUUUCUUGUGCUCAGCACAGAUAUUACAAGAAAGAGAUGAUCAACUAAUCAUUCACAUUUUA
This is a messenger RNA of Malus domestica (apple), 1443 nucleotides long. RefSeq lists its product as uncharacterized. NCBI's taxonomy places the organism in Eukaryota, Viridiplantae, Streptophyta, Magnoliopsida, Rosales, Rosaceae. Gene Ontology annotation, molecular function: RNA binding. The record is from RefSeq and is a predicted model, not a curated record.